AUGUCUGCUGAAUUCUGGUUGUAUUCCGUCCAUGCUAAAGAAUCAAUCAAAAAAAAUUGUCUUUAUUCUACUCAGUUAAUUAUAAUGUACAGUAUACUGUGGUUUCUGAGCAUAAUCUCUCCAGUAACUUGGGCAGUGCUCAGAAAAAUUCUCUUUAAUGACAAUAACUUCACUCAAUCAAAGUUGCUGGGACCAUACCCUUUUCUGGUGACUAUAGUAACUUAUGUCAUUUUAUUGUAUUUGAUACGACGAUGCGCGAUCUCAUGGUAUCUAGUAGAACAACUAUCGGCACGGAUAGACACUUAUUCAUGGUUACGGCAAGUUCCCUUUUUUGUUAUUCUCGCAUGGAAACAUAGUUACACCUCCCAAAAAGUUGUACACGCUCGAUAA
Molecule: messenger RNA, 390 nt
Organism: Phycomyces blakesleeanus NRRL 1555(-)
Lineage: Eukaryota; Fungi; Mucoromycota; Mucoromycetes; Mucorales; Phycomycetaceae
Exons: 4
Coding region: 1-390 (129 amino acids)
Source: RefSeq, a predicted model, not a curated record